CGCGCGAUGGGCAGCAUGGAGACAAGCGUCGCUGCGCUGGAGAGGCGGGUCCGCGGUUGCCUGUGCGACUUCGGCUUCGAGGUUUCUCCCCUCAAGGUUGGGUGGUACAAUGCUGUUCUUCAGCCGUCCUUUCACCUCCGAUACUCCGAGGACACCCUGGCAUUCAUUGUCCUCAGCACCCCCUCAAUGUUUGACAGAGCCUUUAAACCCUUUGUGGACAAACAGCUGCUGAAAAAAAUCAAUGACCCAGUGGAUCAAUGCGUUUCUUAUCAUCUGUCACUCGUGAAGGAGAGUCUCCCUGACCAGAGGGUGGACAUCAUCUAUGAUUAUGAGAUCCUGCCAAACCGGAAGCCCAAGUUUCUGGCCCAGACAGCUGCCCAUGUGGCUGGAGCAGCAUAUUACUACCAGAGGAAGGAUGUGAGGUGUGAUCCCUGGGGAGAAAAGAAGAUCUAUGGUGUUUGUAUCCAUCCCCGGUACGGAGGCUGGUUUGCUAUCCGAGGUCUCCUCAUAUUCCCAGAUGUUCAGGUGCCAUUCCUGGAGCAGGUUGCCCCUGUUGAUUGUGUGGCCUCGGAGGAGAAGCGAAUAGAGCUGCUGGAGAAAUUCAAUUUCCACUGGCGGGACUGGAGCUAUAGGGACAUCAUUGAAGUGAAGGAACGGUACUCGGAGGAGCAGAAAGCCUACUUUGGAGCUCCUCCAGCAGAGAGAUUCAAACUGCUAGAGCUGCAGGGAGUUGUCCAGAGAAGUGUGUACUGCUGA
Molecule: messenger RNA, 756 nt
Organism: Emys orbicularis (European pond turtle)
Lineage: Eukaryota; Metazoa; Chordata; Testudines; Emydidae
Gene: MMACHC
Product: metabolism of cobalamin associated C
Exons: 4
Coding region: 7-756 (249 amino acids)
Biological process (GO): cobalamin metabolic process
Cellular component (GO): cytoplasm
Molecular function (GO): demethylase activity; cyanocobalamin reductase (cyanide-eliminating) (NADP+) activity; FAD binding
Source: RefSeq, a predicted model, not a curated record